This is a messenger RNA of Saccharomyces kudriavzevii IFO 1802, 771 nucleotides long. RefSeq names its product Rot1p (gene ROT1). Gene Ontology annotation, biological process: budding cell apical bud growth; 'de novo' protein folding. The record is from RefSeq and is a predicted model, not a curated record. The transcript has a single exon. Gene Ontology annotation, cellular component: endoplasmic reticulum membrane; endoplasmic reticulum. NCBI's taxonomy places the organism in Eukaryota, Fungi, Ascomycota, Saccharomycetes, Saccharomycetales, Saccharomycetaceae. The coding region runs from base 1 to 771 and encodes 256 amino acids.
AUGUGGUCGAAAAAACUUACCUCUAAGAAGCUAAUCUUGAGCUGUUGUUUGUUCAUUCAAAACAUUCACUGUGAAGACGAAAGCAGCUCCUUGUACGGUACAUGGUCAUCCAAAUCCAACCAAGUCUUCACAGGACCAGGAUUUUAUGAUCCCGUAGACGAACUGUUGAUAGAACCCUCGUUGCCUGGUCUCAGUUACUCAUUUACCGAAGAUGGUUGGUUUGAAGAAGCCACGUACCAAGUGACUGGUAAUCCUCGUGAUCCAGCUUGCCCCAAGGCUUCGUUGAUUUUUCAACAUGGUACGUAUAACAUUUCAGAAAACGGUACUUUAGUUUUAAAUCCUGUUGAAGUGGACGGUAGGCAAUUAUUCAGCGAUCCAUGCAGUGAUGAUGGGGUUUCCACUUAUACUAGAUACAAUCAAACAGAGACUUUCAAAGAAUAUGCAGUAGGUAUAGAUCCUUACCAUGGUAUUUACAAGUUACAAUUGUACCAAUUUGAUGGUACUCCAAUGCAGCCGUUAUACUUGGCUUAUAGACCGCCAAUGAUGUUACCAACAGAAACAUUGAAUCCGACUGCCUCUGCCAGCAGCACUGAUGAAGCGUCCUCUAAUGAGAAAAGGUCACUAAGAGCUUUGGUAAGAAGAAGCCUAGAAAACAGACACAAGACGAAUGCCGUUAGAAGACAAAAUACCUCAUUUUUAGCCUCCAAUGCUAUUUGGUAUAUUUCUGCAGGCAUGCUCGGUGUUGGUUCAUUAUUAUUUUUAGCAUUCUAA